UCUAGAGCCCAUUCCUCGUACGACUUGUUCUAGUGUUAUAUUUAAAAUAUUUAAGCUCCGGAUGAAAGCUGACUAAAAUAAUUUGGAAUAGUAGAUGAAGACUAUAUGAAGCGUGAAGAAAUAACCGAUGACAGUCAUGUAAACAUCAUACAGCAUAUAUACAUCAUGAUGUAUACAUCAGACAUUUCAGCAAUCCACCGGUAAGAUCGCGAUUGGAGAUGCUAAUGGGAAGCAACAUCGUUAGAUUGACGGAUAGGAAAUAUAUGCUCAGGUUGAUGGCUCGAAUAAGGCAGGAUUACGAGAAACGCCAACAAAGUCGAAUCGAAGAAAGGAAGAAAAAUGAGCUUAUGCGGACAAAAAUGAUGAUCCUCAAUCGUCUUAUUCCUGUUCAAGAUGCUCCACCAGAAAUUCGUCGAUAUCCACUGUUCCAGCUUUACUUAUAUUGCGACUCGAUAAUUGAAGCAAGACAGAAAAAGCGCUCGCCGAAACAUGUCAAAAUAGUUGCUUCGUUGCAUGGGAUGCUUUAUCCUGAAACGAAACCGACAGAAGAAGACUCAGAUAAUGAAGAAGAAGAAAUUUACAUGAAAAGAGUCAUCGUGAAUGGAGUAGAACAAUUGGUCCCUUUGAGCAUUGAGGAAACUGCUGCAGCGAAGAAAAAACAUGAAAUUAAUAAAGACAUCGAAAAUGGUUACGUCCUCACUCAAGACGAAUAUGACAGAUUACAUUACGAAACUGGGGCCAUAAAAGAGCUUCGAGAUGCUCAGACGGUCGAGGAUAUGUAUACGAAAGCUCACGAAAUUUUGGGAAUCCUUUACUCAUAUGCGGACGAGGGACGUUACAAAAAAAUGGAAAAACCGAAUGAGACAGAUGACGAGGAAAACCGAACGGAAUUAACGGAAGAAGUAUCAAGAGAGGUGGAAGUAAGAGAGAGUUCGGCAGAUUGAAGAUAAUUCCAAAUGAAAAACACUUGUGCACAAUAGUAACCAAGAGCAUGUUGCCAGAACUAGGGACAAUUACGAAACGUGCAAAAAGUAAUGCCAAAAAUAGACUCAGCUAUGAAUUGAUCAUAAUUGGGUCCAGCAUCGUUUGAAUAAAAAAAAACUAUUCUGCGUUUGUUAGAUGAUAGAAAAUACUCAAAUCCAGACAUUAGUCUGCAGUUCAGCCGAACCAAUGGGAAAAUGUAAAUAUUCGCAUUUCUGAAAUAUUUUUGUUCAGAUAACGAACAUCAAAUACAAGUUGCAUUGUAUUUUGUACAAGUUGUUGAUAACGAAAUAAAAUAUGAAUGCAGUUGCCAA
Venturia canescens is the source of this 1295-nucleotide messenger RNA. RefSeq lists its product as uncharacterized. The record is from RefSeq and is a predicted model, not a curated record. The transcript is spliced from 6 exons. Lineage: Eukaryota; Metazoa; Arthropoda; Insecta; Hymenoptera; Ichneumonidae. Bases 219 to 944 code for a protein of 241 amino acids.